Molecule: messenger RNA, 729 nt
Organism: Trichomonas vaginalis G3
Lineage: Eukaryota; Parabasalia; Trichomonadida; Trichomonadidae
Product: organellar and viral DNA polymerase type B
Exons: 1
Coding region: 1-729 (242 amino acids)
Source: RefSeq, a predicted model, not a curated record
AUGGAGGAUCUGGUGGAACAUUUACCCAAAUUGCCUGAAAUCCAGCAACAAAAGCUCACUAUUCCUGAAUUCGAUGAAAUUGAAGUCAGACCAACCGACUCAGUUGAAAUAAAGAAGUUCAUACGUAAGGUUAACUAUGAGUUUCUAGGAUAUCAUUGCAACCAUAAAGUUAUGGACAAAGAUUGCGAUAUGGUAUAUAAGAAUGUUUCUGACAUAUAUAAAUCGGAGGAGUUUAAGACAUACGACAACUUUGUUUCAUUAGUUGCUGAAUGUGUAUGGCAGAUAAGAGAUAAAGAUAGAAGAGGUAAAGUAUGGAACGGACAAAUAAAACCCGCAGCUUUUGAGUUAAAGAAAACCAUUGACGCUAUAGUUGUACUUGCAGGUCAAAUUUCAAUGUACAAUGCUAAAAUGAACCCACAAUGUUCUAAAUGUAAAGCAGCAAUAAGGAAAUAUAACUAUUCUGUCAAAGAGAUAGAACGUAUGCGAAACGACUAUGCUGACUUAAAGAAAGAAGCAGAGAAACCAGCAGAAAACAAAAUGGACAUGUUAGCAUUUCUGAACAAAAACUAUCCAACAGCUGACGAUUUCCUUCUGUCUGACGUCAAGAAGAAAUAUAAAGAGACUUUCGGCAUUGUUAAAACUUUUGAUAUCCUCAGCGAAGAAAUAGAAGCUACGAAAUUGUUUAGGAUUUCAAAUAUACAUCAUACAAUUCAUGUAAGACGCUUGUGA